AUGUUUGCUGGUCCAGCACCAUUAGCCUUGCAGGAAAGGACCAGUGCUGACAGAGUUCCAGAACUGGUGGAGCAGGCUCAGGCUCUGCAUCUUCUGAUCCUCCUGGUGGAAGAGCCUGCCACCAUGAGGCUGCAGAAGCUGGAACAGCAGUGGAGGAAGAGGAUCACGAACUCUCUCACUGAUGCAAGCUCUUGCUCCUGGCCCCCACGCCCCCUUCUCCUGCUCCCACAGCGGCAGCUGUUUGAGAAGAAGCAACGACGGAAGCGCCAAGAACCCCUCAUGGUUCAGGCCAAUCCUAACGCUUCCCUGUGGCUCCGGCGACUGUGGCGGCCGGAGAAGCACCCCCGGAGUGAUAGCGCCCUGCCCCUUAUUCCAGGCCUUGAGAACCCUUUCCUCCAGGAGAGCGUGCCAGAGGGACAUCUGAGCUGUGGUGCCUGCAGUGCCCCGCACACUGUGCCCUGUGGUGGAGAUGGCAGCGGCGAGCGUGCCCCCAUGGCGUCGCCGACAGAGGCAGUACUCAGGAAUCCCGGUCUCCAGCCCCUCCACGAAUCCAGGCUCCCAGAGGAUUCUGAUUCUGAGUUGGAGGAAGUCUGCAUGGAAGAUGUUUUCAUGUCUUCUACACCUUAUGAACAGCCUCCCCGAACUCCACGCAGGGGUUGGCUGGCCAGCCAAGACCCUGGGACCAGCGUGGAGGAGAAGAGUGAAUCCCAGGAUGUUGAAGAUGAAUACAAGGUGCCCAAUGUGGAACCAAACCCUGGAAUGGAUGAUGACCUGAGAACAAACCCUGGAAUGGAUGGUGACCUGGGAACAAACCCUGGAAUGGAUAGUGACCUGGGAACAAACCCUGGAAUGGAUGGUGACCUGGGAACAAACCCUGAAAUGGAUGUUGACCUGGGACCUGAAAACUUGACCUCCCACCAGGUGGAGGGAGGCACAGCUACUAAGGAUGCUGAAGACCUGGAAGAGAAGAAAGAGGAGUUGGAGUCUGCAGAGACCAACUCCCCAGCAGCAGCCAACCAGGAGGUGUUCAAGGCCCUGGAAGGCACUGUUGGCGCGAGCAGCAUCAGUGUGUGGAUGGCGGGCUGCCUGGCACCCGGCACCCCAGGCCGUCACCUGGGCAGGUCCAUGGAGGCGUAUGUGUUGCGGCCGCUGCCCCCGGGCCUCACGUUGCAGUGCUGCAUCAGCCGCGACAAGCAUGGCGUAGACAAGGGCAUGUUCCCCUCCUACUACCUCUUCCUGGAGGCGCCCGACGGCCGAAAGCACUUGCUCCUGGCUGGGCGAAAAAGAAAAAGGAGCAAAACCUCAAAUUACCUCAUCUCCGUGGACCCCACAGACCUAUCUCGGAAUGGGAGCUUCUUUGUGGGCAAACUCAGAUCCAAUGUCUUGGGCACCAAGUUCACCAUCUUUGACAACGGGGUGAAUCCCAACAGGCAGAAUUUCUUCUUGCAGACUGGCCACAUCAGACAGGAGCUGGGAGCUGUGUGUUAUGAGACCAACAUCUUCGGAUGCCGGGGCCCUCGGAAAAUGACUGUGAUCAUCCCAGCAGUGGACAGCCAGAACGAGAGAAUCAUUUGUCAGCCACAAAACGCACAAGAGUCAAUACUGAAUCGCUUCCAACAGGGGGCCAUGGAGGAGCUAACCCUAAUGAAAAGUAAAACCCCAUUGUGGAGUGAGGAGAGCAGUGCCUACGUGCUCAAUUUUCAUAAUCGAGUCACUCGGGCCUCAGUCAAGAACUUCCAGAUCGUGCACUCGCAAGACCGUGAGCUCCUGGGAACAGCAGGGUACCUGGUGCUCCAGUUCGGCCGUGUGGCCCAGGAUGCAUUCAUCAUGGACUUCCGCUACCCCCUUUGCCCGCUCCAAGCCUUUGCCAUCUGUUUGUCCAGUUUAGAUGGGAAGCUGGCGUGUGAGUAAAAU
Molecule: messenger RNA, 1914 nt
Organism: Lemur catta (Ring-tailed lemur)
Lineage: Eukaryota; Metazoa; Chordata; Mammalia; Primates; Lemuridae
Gene: TULP2
Product: TUB like protein 2
Exons: 13
Coding region: 1-1911 (636 amino acids)
Biological process (GO): protein localization to cilium
Cellular component (GO): cilium
Source: RefSeq, a predicted model, not a curated record